Molecule: messenger RNA, 618 nt
Organism: Eremothecium sinecaudum
Lineage: Eukaryota; Fungi; Ascomycota; Saccharomycetes; Saccharomycetales; Saccharomycetaceae
Product: Loc1p
Exons: 1
Coding region: 1-618 (205 amino acids)
Biological process (GO): intracellular mRNA localization; ribosomal large subunit biogenesis
Cellular component (GO): nucleolus; preribosome, large subunit precursor
Molecular function (GO): mRNA binding
Source: RefSeq, a predicted model, not a curated record
AUGGCAGGGAAACAAACAAAAACAGCCAAGCGGGCUAGAUCCCAAAAUUUGAAGCGAAAUGUAACUCCGGAAGUAACUCAAGAUUCUCAAGCUAGAAACCAAAUGGCUCAUGUUCCUAAGAUGACUGAAGCUUCGACUCAGCGUAAACUAUCCAAACUGCAAGCCAAAAAGCAACUGGCUAUAACGCGAUUAUACGGUCAGAAAAAGAAGAAGGUUUAUUCUGAAAAAGAAUUAGAUAUUCCAACUCUUAAUAAGGCUAUCGUGCCUGGUGUUAAGAUCAAGAGCGGCAAAAAAGGCAAAAAGUUCGUCAAUGAUCAUGAUCUUUUAACACUUAAUAGAUUAAUCAAUACUAUUGGAGACCAUAAUGAUCAAAUCACAGAAAGUAAAUUGGAAAAAGCAAAAAGAUUAGAGGAGAUCCGUGAGUUGAAGAGACAAGAAAUUGAGAGGAAAGAAGACGAAAAGAAGGAACAGCUAGAGAACAAGAAGGAUGAGAUAAAACGUAAAGCUUCUAUUGCUAGGUCAUUGCGCAGAAAGAACAAGAGAGAAACGUUUCAUGCAAAUCCCCUUACUGCGGCUUCGGAUGCUGUGAAACCGCAGAAGAAAGUUGCAUUCGCAUGA